Messenger RNA from Coturnix japonica (Japanese quail), 1183 nucleotides. It is a transcript of the gene MXD3, whose product is annotated as MAX dimerization protein 3. NCBI's taxonomy places the organism in Eukaryota, Metazoa, Chordata, Aves, Galliformes, Phasianidae. The record is from RefSeq and is a predicted model, not a curated record. Gene Ontology annotation, biological process: regulation of transcription by RNA polymerase II. Gene Ontology annotation, molecular function: protein dimerization activity; DNA-binding transcription factor activity, RNA polymerase II-specific; RNA polymerase II cis-regulatory region sequence-specific DNA binding.
UGGGCGUGUCCCCGUUCCCGCCCCUCCCGCCGCGAUUCAAAUUUGAAGCCCGGUGUUUCCCGCCCGAAGUCGUUUCCCCGCCGCCAUCCCCCGGUUCCUCCCGCCUCCAAUGGGCGCCGCCGCCGCCGCCUCCCGCGGUGCCCGCACCCGGCGGGGCCCGGCCGCAGCCACGGAGCGCGCGGCCUCCAGCAUCCAGGUGCUGCUGCAGGCGGCCGAGUUCCUGGAGCGCAGGGAGCGGAGACACCGGGUCCCGCCGUGCCUGGCGGAGGCCGAGCACGGAUACGCGUCGCCGUGCCCCGCCAGGCCCCGCCAGGCCGGGAGCGGCGGCAGGUCGGUGCACAACGCGCUGGAGAAGCACAGGCGGGCUCAGCUCCGGCGCUGCCUGGAGCAGCUGAAGCAGCAGGUGCCGCUGGGCGCGGGCCCGGCCCGUUCCACCACGCUGAGCCUCCUGCGCCGCGCCCGGCUGCACAUCCAGGUGAGCUCAGCCCGUGGGUCCGUGUCCCUCCGCCCUGCCCCGGCUCUGACCCCCCCGGUCCCGCAGCGGCUGCAGGAGCAGGAGGUGACGGCGCAGCGGGUGAAGGACCGGCUGCGGAGCAGGCAGCGCAACCUGCGGCAGCGGCUGGAGCAGCUGCUGAGCCCCGGCGGGACGGAGCGGAUCCGAGCGGACAGCCUGGACUCGUCACGGCUCUCGGAGCAGUCGGGGUCUGACGGAGAGGAGGCCGAGAUCGACGUGGAGGGCGCUGGGCUCGGUGCGGAGCCGCUGGUCGGCUUCAGCACCGGCAGAGACCACAGCUACUCCAGCCCCCGCAGCCCCUGGUCCUGACGGCGCUGUCCCUCGGGACGCGGCUGUGGGGGCAUCGGGUGCCUGGUGCAUCCCUACAUCCCCAGCCCAGGCGGCUGGAUGGAGCUGGGCACAGCGCUGGGCGCACGGCUCCGGGCUCCACUGCACAGCAAAGCGCUGCAGGAGUACAAGCAGCACUGGUGGACAGCCCGGCCCAGUGGGGAUGUGUGUACAGUAGACACAGGGUAGUGCCCGCCCCCCAGAUGCAGCUCCAGGCUAACCCUGGUGAAGCCAGCAAGGGGAAGUGAGCACAUUGAGCAACGCUUCGCGCUCCCACCACCACCUUGACUCCUUUUCUUGUACAUAUCGACACUAUUAUUGCAGUAAAGGCACUUGGUUAAA